This is a messenger RNA of Dujonia railenensis, 534 nucleotides long. The record is from the annotation of a GenBank genome assembly. NCBI's taxonomy places the organism in Eukaryota, Fungi, Ascomycota, Pichiomycetes, Serinales, Debaryomycetaceae.
AUGAUGAACAAGCCUUUGACCAUCACCGCCAUCGCUGCCACAGCCUUAGUUGGCUAUGCCAUCUAUUUUGAUUUCAACCGUAGAAAUUCUCCUCAAUUUAGAAAGUCUUUAAAGAAGAAGUCCAUCAAGCAUGAAAAGCUUGCCGCUAAGGAACAAGAACAAUCCAAAAAAUCCAAACUUGAUGAUAUCAAGAAGGCUCUUGCGCAAGACUUAGCCGAAAACCCAAUUCCAACAGACUUGGCUGAAAAGGAAUCAUUUUUCAUGCAACAAGUCGCACUCGGUGAACAGUUAGGUGCAUUACCUAACAAAAAGAUUGAAGCUGCCAUCUGCUUCUACAAGGCCUUGGCUGUAUACCCUAAUCCUACCGAUAUUUUAGGGAUUUACCAAAGAUCCGUUCCUGAAGAGGUUUACGAAUUGGUGGUCAUGUUGAUUGCUGUUCAACCACCUGCAUCUGUCACCAAUAUCUUGGGUGGUGCUUCCACUGCUGGUGCUACUGAAGGUGAAAAGAAACCUACUGCCGAAGAUUUGGAUUAA